Molecule: messenger RNA, 1475 nt
Organism: Physcomitrium patens
Lineage: Eukaryota; Viridiplantae; Streptophyta; Bryopsida; Funariales; Funariaceae
Product: endochitinase
Biological process (GO): cell wall macromolecule catabolic process; chitin catabolic process; carbohydrate metabolic process
Molecular function (GO): chitin binding; chitinase activity
Source: RefSeq, a predicted model, not a curated record
AUUUUCACAUUUAUGGCAGUCGUACUUGCAUGAGAAGUUGUCCCCAGCUGCUGUAGCUUUUAAGUAGUCCAGCUGAGAACUUGACUCCGCUUGUGUGUUCUUCAGUUACUACUACCUCUCUUGUUUGAUUGCACAUUGAAGAUUCUGGUGACGCUUUGUUGUAUGUUGAAUCGAAGUUAAAAUUCUGUACUGAGAUUCACCGUUGUUAGGAGCUCAGGUUGGGAGCUCUUGUGGAGCCGAUUGGAUGAACUGGCAUGGCAUGUUGAGACUUGAAUCUGGCUAGAAAGUUGUGUUACUUUAUGUGGAUUUGUGGACAGGAGGUCUGUUUUGGGAUUCAGAGAGGGAGGGGGUCUGGUGAGGGAGUCAAGAUGGAGCGGAAGUUGAGUGUUGGCAUUCUGGCAUUGCUGCUGGUGCCGUUUCUGUGCGUGUUGGAUUUAGUAGCUGGGCAGAAUUGCAACAGCACGGUCCCGUGCGCUGAUCCAAACAACUGCUGUAGCCAGUAUGGAUAUUGCGGAACCGACGAUGCGUACUGCGUGAUCGGGUGCCAGAACGGUCCCUGCCGCGACAGCCCCUCUCCGCCACCUCCGCCCGCACCACCAUCGCCGCCUUCCCCACCACCACCACCCAGACCAUCCGUCUCGCCCACACCCUCGUCUGGGGCUGGUCGCCUCAUCACGCGCAAGCUGUUCGAGAAGCUCUACCCGAACUACAACAAGACGUUUUACUCCUACGAUGCCUUCAUUGUCGCUGCAAAUGCCUUCCCCAAAUUUCUGAACGAGGGGUGUCGCGAAUCUCGUUUACGUGAGCUCGCUGCUUGGAGUGCACACGUGCAGCAAGAAACCGCAGGCCUGGUUUACGUUGAGGAAAUUUCAAAAUCUAGUGUCUACUGUGACGCUACCUCGACGAGGUACCCUUGUGAGCCAUACCAGAAGUACUUCGGUCGUGGGCCUCUUCAACUCUCCUGGAAUUUCAACUAUGGGCCUGCCGGUGAAGCUCUUGGCAUUGACAUCCUGAAGCGACCAUUCCUGGUUUCUUUCGACCCCGUGUUGGCCUUUAAGGCCUCCAUAUGGUUUUGGAACACAGCCCGCGAGGGCGGCAUUCCUUCCAUACACGACGUGAUCAUCGGGAAAUACAGGCCAUCAGCAGCAGACAAGGCAGCGAACCGCACUGUCGGCUUCGGAUACACCAUUAACAUCAUCAACGGGGGCAUCGAGUGUGGGAAAGGAACUGCUACCCCACAAGCAGCGAACCGCGUCAAGUACUUUCUAGAGUUUAGCGAAAAGUUGGAAGUGUCACCGGGGAAAAACCUCGACUGCACAAACCAAAAAUCUUUCGCUUAGAUUUCCCAUUUCUCUAUUUCGCCACUCUUCUUUCAUCCAGUUGGCCUCAAACCUGCCUGCUUCAUGAUCGAAUGAAGUGACUCCCUCAUGUUAGAACUUUCUUAAUAAGAACAAUUUUGUCACAAUUUUCUCCAA